UAACAGUAAUUCGUUAUCAUGAUGUAUUGGCACAUGUUGAAGUAAUAUUAUUAAACCCAAUAUGCGAAAAUGUCCGACACGCGUAAAAACGAAGAUAAGUUGGGAGAAGUGUUAGUUAAGGUUCAAGAGGAUUUGAGACAACUCAAAUGUAGUCUUGAGACAAUUGCUGUCGGUGAGCUGGGCAAAACACUGGACAUUCAAGCCCUGGGCAACGCCAUUUGCAAGACAGAGAGCAACAUCAGGAAACAUGCUGAGGAUUAUCUGAAAACAGUGACUGAGCAGCUGCUGGUUCUUCCAAACAUUGAAGACUUACAAAAAAAGACUGUGCAGAUUCCCAAAUGGUACCACAAGUCACCAGUAGUGAUGCGUUUGCUGUGUAAUCCUGCUCACCCAAAUAACAGAGCCAUUUUGUACCAGAAAUGUGGAAUAUCACUGCCUGAUGUCCACAAGAGGAGCACAAAUGCAGCAAAACGUCACAGAAUUAUCACUGGCCCUACUGUGAGAUUUCAAGCCUUUGGACCAAAGGGUCGUCACAGCCUGGCAAUACCUGAAGAGGACACAGGGACAGACACGGGGACAGACACGAGGACAGACACAGGGACAGGUGUGAUAGGCUUGAAGUCCAGGUGUCAUAAGCAGUUGAAAUGGAAAACAGAACCUGGAUCCACCUGCAAAAAAACAGGCACCAAAUGCACACCACUCUGGACCACCAAGACACCGCCUCCCUCCACAACCUCCAAGAGCAUGGACCACGGGAGUUUGAUGCAAGGCACCAACGAUUUUAUCCCUAAAAGGCCUCAGAACCUACCUGUGCCAGUUCCUGUAAACACCAGUAAAUAUGCCUUUACCAUCACAAAGGGAAGGAUCAACCCAUUGGCAGCUGAUUUCUGUCACUUUAAGCAGAGCUUUAGCUUGUGCUGGAGCAGUGUGGUAUAUGCUCUGGAGGCCCUAGAAAAGCUGCUCAGGGAUUUUGCGGUGCCUCUAGCCAAAGUGAGUGGGGAACGGCUAGUGGAGUUUGCUCAUGGAUGGGAAAAUGGUUGGAGAAAGGCACUUCCAGUGAUCGACCUCCUCUCAGUGCUUGAAAACUGGGAGGAGGUACAGGGUCUGGUCUUACGCCCAGGUCAGCGCUACAAGGGAGAAGGAGGCAUUGAGGCGGCUGCCAUCCACAUCCAGUCCUGCUGGAGGCGCUAUGUAGCCCGGACAGCCUACCUGCGCCACUGCCGGCGCAAGUGGGCGGCAGGGACCAUCACCAUAUCAUGGUUGAUGCACACUCAGAUGCGUCGUGUCAGGAAGGCCCUGCAGGCCCGGCGGUUUAGACAGCUGGAGAAUUACCGCAGCAGAGCCCAGCAUCUGGCAGCCAACUGGAAACACAUCCAGUCCUCCAAGAGGACCAUUAUCCACAUCCCUUCAUUAGGAUACUCUGAGAGCCAGCGACUGAACUUGAGGGGAUUCGAUAUCUUACAGAACAUCCAAAUAAACAGGCUGUGUGAUAUUAGAGAUGAAAAUGUGGAAGUGAUUUACAUAUGCUCCCAGCAUCUGGGGGAGGGAAUCUUGCACUAUUACACCAGCCUCCUGAAGUGUGAUGGAGCCACAGACGGGGCUGAGACUGGAACUACUGAGGUCUCAUCCUGUGUCAGACGCUUUGUCAUCCUUGUACCUGAGGCUGUACAUCAUUUCGCGACUCGUAGCAUGUGCCUGUCUACCCUCCUAAAGUACAGUCCACACACCCUGAAGCGCAUCAGGAACCUGAUCCAGGGGAAGCAAGCCUAUAUUGUGGGUGGAGUGGCCCAUGUGGAUGACCUGGCAGUAGCUGAUGAGCUGGGAGUGCCAAUCCUAGGGCCAGAACCUGCUAUUGCACAGCUCUACAGCACCAAGUCUGGAGGACGGAGGAUCUUCACUGGGGCAGAAGUUGACGUACCCCCUGGUCAAGGAGACAUCUACUCACUAAAUCAGCUUCAUGAAACACUGGCUGAGCUUAUGACCCAAAACUUUGACGUACAGCGCUGGUUCUUCAAGGUAGACUCUGAACACAGUGGCCGUGGUACAGCAUACUGUGAUGUAUGCCAUCUUAGCUGCUAUAACUGGGCCCUGCAGGAAUACCAUCGUUGUGGUCCUGAGCUAUGGAAAACAAAAUGGAUUCAGGAAUCUGUACAGCUCAGAUAUUUAGAUGAAAUCCCAGAGUGGCUGGCCCGUUACGCCCGGCCUGCUAAAACCUCCUGCUAUCCCAACUGGGCCUGCUUCCUGAAGACCUUCCUCAGGCAAGGUGGAGUGGUGGAGGCCUACCCCCCUUCAGACAGUGUCACCUGUCUGACAAUAGAUCUGCUGCUGGAGCCUGGGGGUGAGGUGACCAUGCUGUCCUGUGGAGACCAGCUUCACAGCUCCUGUCAGCUGGAAGCUGUAGGCUCCACUGUUCCUCAGACCUCUGUACACCCAGAGACCUUGCACUCCAUCGGCAUGCGAGUGGGCCAGGCCUGUCUGCAGCGCCUGAUCGUAGGUUAUGUCUCUGUGGACCUGGCUACCUUUUUGAACCACAACACCAUGGAGCAGAAGGUGUGGGCUAUUGAUCUGGACCUCACAUACAGUGACCAGCUGGCCAUGACCCAGAUGCUUCUGAUGAUGACUAAAGGAACGCUGAAUUGCCGCACAGGCUGUUUAGAAGUGCCAAUGCCAAGCAGAGAAAAAUGCUGUGAACACCAGACUGCAGCCAAACCUCCUGUGGUUAAUCGUUAUGCAGUUAUUGGGAGCCGCUUGUUUCACUCUAACCUUUCCAUGUUGUACCAUAAUGUGUUCUUUAAGAUGUGCAAGGCUCAUGGCAUAAGAUUUAACAUGAAGAGGAAGCAGGGCACCACCUUUGCUCUUUACGACAACAGUGAGCGAUGCAACAUUGGAAUGAUAACAGUCUCUGAGGAUCUCCAGGGAGCUCUGGUGACCUUUGCUCGGAAUCUGUCAGUCAUUCAUCAGGAAAUAUCAUCCUCUAAAAUGCAAGGAGAAACCAAUUUCAAGGAGCUGAUCAAGGACAUAGACGAUGUACUGCAGAUGACUGUUCAGAACAAGCUGCGAGCGGUGAAGGAUAAACCUGCUGCUUAGACAGCUGCUUCACCGAUAAGCUUGCCUUGUUCUUGCCAAGUUAAGUCACCGUG
This is a messenger RNA of Seriola dumerili (greater amberjack), 3140 nucleotides long. RefSeq names its product IQ motif containing H (gene iqch). Lineage: Eukaryota; Metazoa; Chordata; Actinopteri; Carangiformes; Carangidae. Gene Ontology annotation, molecular function: protein binding. The transcript has 19 exons. The record is from RefSeq and is a predicted model, not a curated record. The coding region runs from base 70 to 3087 and encodes 1005 amino acids.